Molecule: messenger RNA, 6531 nt
Organism: Anopheles funestus (African malaria mosquito)
Lineage: Eukaryota; Metazoa; Arthropoda; Insecta; Diptera; Culicidae
Product: ras-related and estrogen-regulated growth inhibitor-like protein
Exons: 5
Coding region: 920-1615 (231 amino acids)
Molecular function (GO): GTPase activity; GTP binding
Source: RefSeq, a predicted model, not a curated record
UCGAGAGCCGGUUUCAGUUGAACAGCGCAGUUUUCCCGGUGCAGAUACACACCGAUACGAUUCACCACACGCUCUAAGCCCACCACUAUCUGUGGACGGUUUUUGUGCCGGUUUCCGUUGCGUAGUUUGUACGUGUGUUUAUACAGUAGAACAGUCAGUCGUCAGGCUUUGCUUGGUUUACGCUUUCGUGUGGUACAGGGUUGUUCGCGUGUGCGUUUUUUUUCCUGUGGUGUGUUUAUCUGGCAUAUCUGCGAGCAUCCGUGUAGUAGUGGAUGAGUGAGCAAUUGUUUGUAUGUUGCCGUGUUGGCGAAGAGUCUGCGAGAUGAAACUCUCCGCAUAUUCGAACGUGUGAAGUGUUCGUAAGAAGGGAAAUAUUUAGGCGUGCAACAAGUUGUCUCCGAUUGAUGGAACACAAGCUUAUCAAUAUAUCAAGCCGGAACGGUUUCAUACGUAGUGUACCGUACAGUAUACGAUAACAGACAGCUUGGGUGAUGGUCAAGUGUGAUCUAUAAGUGUAUUAUCUAAUUGGAAUAAUAGAUCACAGUAUAUCACUAAUGUUUGAAGGUGUAUUAUGAAACGUGAAGACUUCAAUAGAGUGUACCUAUAAGGACAUUAUUCUUUGCACAAAAGACUUAAUUUAGUGUAAAAGUUUUUGUGUAAAAAAAAGAACGCUAAGCUACUAUCAGCUGAUAGAGUGAACGACAGAAGUGAGAACGUGAUCCGCGAAGAAAUCACAGAAGAACAUAUAAAAGGUGUAAACCCGUAGGUAGUGGCAUUGGAAAACCUUAACGACACUGUGUAAGGUAUUUCGCAAGCACGUUGAAGCUACAAAGCAGCACCAAAGACGACAAAGUUUGUUCUAAUUUAGAACAUCAACAGCAAAUAAAGCCAAACCAUCGUUCCAGCAACUGUGGCCACAAUGAAAACGGAGGAGAAAACAAACGUGCCACGAGUACGGAUAGCUGUGCUCGGGAACGUGAAUGUUGGAAAAUCUGCCCUCACCGUACGUUACCUGACGCGACGAUUUAUAGGCGAGUACAGCUCCAACACGGAUCUCCUAUACAAGCAAACGGUAACACUCGACAGCGGUGUGCUCGAUGUAGAAAUCGUAGACAUUUCGGCAGAGAAUGACAACGGAUUCCCGGUGGAACAGAUCCAGUGGGCUGACGCCUGUCUCAUCGUGUAUAGCAUCACCGACCGAGGCAGCUACGAGUACGCCCAGCGGUCAUUGGCCGAGCUGCGACAGCUUCAAAAUGCACCGUCAGCCUACCUGGUCGGCAACAAGGCCGAUCUGGAUCAUUUGCGUGAGGUUCAGGAAACGGAAGGAGCAUCGUUGGCCGCAUCGCAUGCGAUCGGCUUCUGUGAAGUUUCGGUCGCCGACAAUACACCCGCACUGUACAAAGCCUUCGAACGUUUGCUGGUAGAAUCACGGGCCCGCCCAGUAAAGCCACGCAAAUUUUCCGUCAGCAAAAUGUUUGGUACGCUGAUCGGUAACAAUGGCACACGGCAACCCCCGGUCAGCCAGGGCACGGUUGUACCAUGUCACAAAGGUGAGCUGCACAAGUCGCGUGUGAUGAAGCGGCGCCAGGCCUUCACAGCGACUGCCUCCCUAUGACCGACGUCGACCACGGCCGAGGACAGCAAUUAAACAAAGCAAAACGUUUCGCAAAGGUGUACCAUGAGUAGAAUGUGUGCUCAAUCGGACGUGAAUCUGUUUUUUUUUUCUUCUGUUGUUGCCAGGAGAUGAUCUAGUGAAAGGGAAAUAAGACAAACGGCAUGACGCUAUGACGGGGCGGAUGUUUGGGGGCUAAAACAAAAUUUGUGAUGAUAGAAAUAAUAUUGGAAGUGAUCGUAAGCUCCAUUCUUUCCCAUCCCGUCAUAAUGCUUCUUGUACCCUUGUACUCACGGAUAUUCGAUCGUAGAACAGAACCGGUGACAAGAUUGGUUGAGUUCAUUUGUGCGUCGAUUCAUCGACGAGGUCUUAAUUUAAUCCCAUUUAUUCCCAUUUACUGUACCAUCUCGAGGAACGCCUUUAUCGUUUUAGCUAAAGGUAGUGAAUCCUCGUCUAUCAUAACAGGAUGCAAGUGUUUGUGUUUGUGUGUGUGUGCAGAAAAAUCUUCGGGUUGAUCAUUUGUAAAUCCUUCCUUGUCUGGAAUCGAUAUCAUCAUGACAUGAUUCGCUUACAAUUUUGCGCUUUUCCAAGGAAAAAAACAGUGAAAUCAGUUUCCGCACGGAAAGGCGGGGGAAAACGCGCGACCUUUCGAAUGGAAAAUUUUCCUUCACGCGAGGGAGAAUUUUCCAUCCAAUCGAGCCUCAUUAGUGUUGCUAUUGGGGAUGCGCCAAACAGUAUGUUGCGGCAGUUUCGGUGGCAAUUUGUUUUUUUAUUUUUUAAAACAGUAAAAAAGCAAAAGAUAGGAUAUUGGAGAAAAGACAAAUAGAACUAAAAACUCGAUCCCCAAAAUCAGGCGAUAAAACGUUGUUCCACGUUGUGGUGAUAAUUAUGUUAUUUGUUUUCCACCACUGUGUCUGUUACCAAGCUCUCCUUGUUUUCCACGAAACGAAAGGAUGAGUGAAAACGCUUUAUAGGAAUUUGUUGUUUUCGCAUCAUUUGCUAGCGGAAAAAUUAUAGUUGGAAAAAGGGCAUACGAUAGCGAUAACCUCUCCACCCCUGGACGGGGAUCACCUUCCCUUUUUGGGAUGUAAUCAAGUGCAUGUGUUUGCAUGGCAUGGCAGAGCAUAUGGGUGGGUGAAUGUAAUUUUCCACCUCAGAGCCGCGGUAGAAGGUGUGAUACCUUUAAGAUGAGACGAUUAUGGAAAUUUUCCAUUCCUGUUUUUUUCCUUGUGACUGUGGCAGGGAUAUAGGAUGUUGGGGAGAGUUGUUUUUCCCCCGAGGGACAGAAAAAGAUGAAAAGACUCAAUAUUAAGAGUACAAUUAAUUCUUAAUACACAGCAAAAUUAACAGUUGGCUCAUGACCGUUAGGCAGGUCAUUAGAUUUCAGGAUAUAUCGCAUUUUCUUCGAUAAAAAUAUCGUUACGAAAGGCAGCUCAUCCUAAAGCGAGUGUCAAUUAGUGAAGUGAAUAUAUUUUAAGCAAUGUUUAUUGUUCAAAAAUCAUUUCAUAACACUGCCUAAUUUCCAAAUUUAAAAACUGAGUCAAAUACCAAACAAACAAUCCAUAGGAAAGCGCGUUUCCAAUCGCUUCUGGGACUAAUGAUGCGCUGAUUGGUUCGAUGGAAAAACGGUUGUUUUUUUAAGUCGGAAAAUUUAUUCCUGGUAGUUUAAACCACCACCUUGUUUCACCUGAUAAAGCCUUUGUUUUUGCUGCAAGCUGCGAUGGAAUUAGCAACAAUGUUUAAACGAAUCGUCACCCAGCGUAAGGUUUUAUUUUCCAGCUAAUGAUUGUGACCCCCGGAGGGAGAGAAAUUUACGAAACUUGGUUGAUAUUUUGUUUGUAAAUAAUGUUACAAAAACACCCCAAAUUGCUUGUAUUUUGGUUGGAAGGAAAAGAUUUACUAUUUUCUCUCGAUUAUUAUUCAACUGAACGCACUAUAGUUACUAUCGCGCGACGACUGACGUUCCCGAAUUAGGAACGCGAGUGUAUUUUUACACCCGAGGCUGUAUUUAGGCCGUUCAAGACACCUCCUCUUCAAGGUGUAUAGAAGGCUCAAAUCAAAUGUGAAAGCGAAGGCGUGUGUGAUCUGUACCAAUCUAUUUCCAAUAUUGGAACCGCCUGCAAGCCUGGAGUUACGAAGAUGUCUUUAUUAUCUGCCCUUCGAAUAACUGUUUGAGCAACUGGGCAAAUAAAUAUAGCAUCUUAUUUGCACGCAACGAACGUCAUUUAAUAGCGACCAAACUAAGGAUCGGAAUAGCAAAAAAAAAGUUGCCACUAAAGUGUAUCGGUUUCUUGCAGAUAUCUUCUCGAAAAAUGGGAAUGCAUUGCUUUCGUCAGCUCUUUGUAAGCUUACGGUUUGACGCAAGUGCGCAAUCCGUCAAGACCGGAAUGAGGGUUAAUCAGGGUGUAGUACCCUAACCCAAAACCCUUAGCAUUUCCUUCCACCGUCCCAGACCUGUCAGUGCCAGAGAUCUAUUCAAUUUCCAACAGUCCCGUCUGUUUGCCCCCUGAGGGAGGUACUGCGAAUUCGUCUGGUGCAGAGUACUCUUUACCUCGCAGCGAAGGUGUACGCGUCUGUGUGUGGUCGCGCGUAUUAGACCGUCGAUGAGUUCGGCUGUGGUUUGACUCAUCGUAAAAAUAGAUCCCACCCUACCUACCCGUGCAGGUGCGGUGUAUGGUGAUUUUUUUUCUCUCUCCCCUUCUUAUUUUUACAUCUUUUUGGCCGGUCUAAUGGCAGGGCCCGGGUGUUUUUUGCUUCACCGGAACCGAUCGGUGGAAACAUACAGUGUGACAAACGUCAUAGCCGGUAUGGGGGCGCCACGUUGGUCGGGUGCACGGGUAUUGGCAUUUCCGGGCCACGAUGAAGAUGGUACUAAAAGCCGAAACAGAAGAGAAAAAAGAUGCAAUAGGAGAAACAGUGGGAGAACGUUUAAUUCCAGCAUAUGCUAACCGUACGUCAUGCGGCUGUAUAGUGGCAUUGUUUUGAACAGGCCUCCUGCCUUCUGUCGGAUGGGUGACGAGUUUUAACUAUUUUUGAAUUCCUUUCUCUCGCGCAGAAAAUUAUGCUUGAUGGGGAUGGCGUUCAUUUUUUUUUGCCAACGCAUCCUCAGACGUCAUCAGGGAAGUACGAAGGAAAACAAACAAAAAGAUAAAUUGAAAGACUUUCUGCCGCUGCUGAACGGUGAUCGCUUGCUCGAUCUUUCUUUCGAUGCGUUUGUGUUGUUGUUUUGCUACCGAAGAUGAAUGAGUUGUUUUUAGUGAGUGUUUUUUUUUGGAAAAAAAUCAUUCAUAAAUUCAUGCCCAAUGUACCGUUGUGGUUUGUGCAAAGAUUAUCAAUUUGUUGAUAAAACGAAGUAGAAAAAAAUGGCGCCCAAUAAAUGAUGAUGUGUUUAUAAAGAUUUGCAAAAACCGAUCAACUAACAGAUGUUGUUUUGGAAACAUUUUCCUGGUCUUUUUAUUUAUUCUUUUGUUUUGAAAUUAGAAGCUGGACAUUGAUUUCCAGAUUGGUGGAAUGUUUUGAGAGUAUUUUAUGUAUGUUUUUUUUUGCAGUUGGACAACAUACGGAAGGGAAGGAUAAAGAAUAUUUUCAAGUAAGGCUGUGAGUAAAGUUAAGUUUUUUUGCUCGUUUUGAAUUUCUUCCCUUACUUCCUGUUCAGUUUCAUGUCUAAACUGUAAAUCCUUUUGAACAAUAUUAUAUAAAAAAUAGGCAAAUGCCUUUUUAUGGUUUGUUAGAAUUCUUGCCCACACUAACUACAACUUGCAUCCUGGUUUUGUUUUUUAACAAAAAUUAUUCUUUUCUCCUAAUUUUUCAAAUCCCAUUCACCCGUACAACAUAUAUCUCACGUUAAUGGAUGUCAAUGUUAUGGAAAAAAUAAAAUGCGAUAAAAAUUCCCACUACAGGAAAUGAAACGUAAGGUUAACACAUAGUCUGCUUCACGCGUGAUGCAUAAACACAUUUAUCUUCUGCUAAGGAAAUAGGAAGAACAUAAUAAAUUCGAUAACUCGUAAUAAGAAGAUAAUUGUGAAGCUAGUAAACGAUACAAAUAAAACACUAUUUCGCCACUGUGCCACCAGUGUGAGCCUGAUAUCAAAUUAUAUUUACCACAAUUCAGAUAGCAAAAAAUGAUUAAUCGAUCAAGCUGGAGCUUAUUGUUGAUAUAAGCGAGGAUGAAAAAUUAAAUAACAAAUAUACCAGCGUACUUAUAAAGAUAUACAAAUGACGCAAAUAGUUAGCAAAAGCGAAAGAGUUCUAAAACAAGCAGAGUAAAGGCGUGAAUCAAUUGUUCACCAAUGAUUGCUCAACUAUUGUUGAAUAAUAUAAGCACGCUCCUUUGAUAACAAAUCGAUUAAGCUAAUGAUCAGACCAAGUCGCUUGAUUCAUUUGGUGCCACUUCCAUUUCCUUCUUAACUUCCCAUCAAAAGAAAACUCCCAACGAACUGAGACGCGCUCUCCUAGAGUAAUUUCACUAAUUGAUAACAUCCUCCCCGGCAUUCUUCCGUGCUGAAACCGAUGGGGAAAUGGUCUAGUUAAGGUAAGCGUGAUUGAUAGCAUUAAUAUAUCCGGUUAAGGUUGGAACCGUUGGGAACGUUCCGAUGGGCAAAUGUGUCAAAUAAUCAAGUGAGAAUUCGAAUAAUAAGCGCGAACGCAUUUUGCAUGAUCGAUUUAAUGUUGCUUUUUUUCCUUUAUCUUUAAACGAUUCGAUAGCUUUGCUGAUGGAUAAUUGCGAUCAUAAUAUAAGCACCCGUUCUUGUAUUAUUAACUGAUAAGUGUUGGUAGAAUGUAAGCGAUAAGUGACGGUGUUAUCAAUUAUGCAUGCGUGGCCAACAGGGACAAUGGUCCGUUUUAAGAUCGAUCAUUGUUUUUCGUUUCAAUAUCGGUAAAAUAAAGUUUAGAAUUUGUACUAAAGAAUGAAAAAUGAA